Messenger RNA from Acaulospora colombiana, 642 nucleotides. NCBI's taxonomy places the organism in Eukaryota, Fungi, Glomeromycota, Glomeromycetes, Diversisporales, Acaulosporaceae. The record is from the annotation of a GenBank genome assembly.
AUGGCAUUGUUUGGCCUUUCUGCUUUUAUGUUCGCCCAAAUAAACAAUUUCUUCUUCAGAAGGGACAAAUAUGAUUUUCUUAUUUUUAUUGCAAUAGCAACUGGUUCGGCUAUGUUUUUUGGAAGCUGGUUUUUGAUCCGAGUUCCUCACGAAAAUGAUGAAUCGAUUGUUUCCACAGAGGACAUCAACCAAGAUACCGAAAGUCAGUCAGGCCCGUCAAUUUCGAACCAUGAAAGCGAACCAGAAAUAGACCAUAUAGAGGAGGAACCUUUGAUUCCUAAGAAACGCCGUUUGUCAUUUCAUGAACCGGAUAUUGGCGGUUGGGAAUUGUUUAGUAAUGGAGACGCGCUACUCUUCGGUCUCACCAUGUUCUUCCUUGGUGGAACUGGAUUAAUGUAUAUCAACAACGUUGGAGUUAUUGUCAAGUCUCUAUAUCUUAAUUUGUCCCAAAAUCAAAAUUUAGAAGUUUCAAACAAUUUUUCCGAGGGAAUAUACAGCGAUAGAGCGACUCAAGAAAUUCAGGAAUUACAAAAUUUGCACCUCUGGGAGGUCAAUUAUUCAAUCUCAUUUUUGGAUACAACCACGAUCUACAUCGAAGCAAUUGUUCGGGAAGCGGAUGCUAUAACAAAGCGUUCUAUUUUA